GAUCUAAUCUACUCUGUAAAUCCACAAUGUAAUGUUUUACUGUUUUAAUGGCAUUUCCCCCUGAAAUUUACAGCAGUAGCUUCAUAAAUCAUUUCGAUAUAAUAGAAUAGACAUCUGAGAUGAAUCAUUUCCUGUUCUGAGCUGUUCGUGUCUGCUCCGCCAACAACAUGCGGCAUAUGUAGAUGUGAAACUUGCAGCUCACCUCAUUAAGCAAACCUCAACCAAGCAGAAACACGCUGUGUGUGGAACUUUGACAGGGUAGGAACCGAGGGACACAAUGUGGAUUGCUCUUUGUUUAAUCACACUUGUCGGCUUUUCUACAUCCCAAGCUGGUGGUCGUGGAUCACCGAACCAAGAGGAAAAUAAAAUCCCUCAAGGUUCUCUGGUCCCAGGUCAAGGGGAAGCUACUACAGCUAUAAAACAGCACCUCUGUGACAAUCUCAUCAAUGACUGUCAAAAGCAUCAUACCGGUUGGACCAGGUGUUAUGAGGACAGAGUUGCCACCUGUGACCUCAGAAGAGGACAUCGUCAUAUUCUAGACUUCGUUCGUGAUAUGGUGAACUCAUCACAAGAGUGUGAAGCUUGGCCUACACCUCGACAUCGAGCUCACAUCCCAUCAUCAGCUCUCAAGAAAAGCAAAGGAGGUGUGGCCGGUGACAAGGUCCUGGUGGUUGCCACGGUGAUCAACAGCACUUGUUUUAAGCUGACACGCCCCCCUCAGGGAAAAAGACGGGGAAUACGGCCCCAGCCUGCUCACAUACCAGGCACUGUUUUGGGGGGGUUAGUCCUGAUGGUGAGAGCAGGAUAUUCUCCAGUCAGGAACCUCUCACAGCCCAUCAGGUUAAUCUUCAGGCACGAUGAACCGGUUGGAAAUGGAACUUGUGUGUUUUGGCAGGAGUCGGAGCAAGACGAUGGAACAGGUCACUGGAGCACAGAUGGUUGUGACACCAGUCACACCGGAUCGGAAUUUACUUGCAGUUGCAACCACCUGAGCUUCUUUGCUGUGCUUGUGAACCCAGUGUUAUCUCUGGAUAAAAGGAAUGCUGUAUAUCUUAACUAUAUCGCCUACGUUGGAUCAGCUCUUUCCAUCAUCUUCACAUUUAUCAGCUUGAUCAUCUAUAUUUGCCUACAUCGGCGACGUCCUGAGAAGGCCAUCAGUGUGCAUAUGCAGCUCACUGGGGCGUUGCUCUGCCUCCACAUCAGCUUCCUGCUAUGCUGUUUCUGGGUUCGGCUGCUAAGCGAGAAUGAGGACAGUGUGGUUUGUCGGAUUCUCGGUUUCUUUUUGCACUGGUCUGUGCUGGCCACUUUCAGCUGGACCGCUCUGGAGGGGUUUCACCUCUACCUUCUCCUCAUCCGAGUCUUUAAUAUCUACGUCAAGAGAUACCUGCUGAAACUCAGCUUGGUGGGAUGGGGUCUUCCUACACUAGUUGCAGUGGUUUGUGGGAUUUCAGGUGUUUAUGGCAAAUACAGCCUACAACUUGAGGAUGAAGGCAACCAGACUUCAAACGUACACAUGUGCUGGAUGAGCAGCGAAUUCAAACAGCAGGCAGUAUUAGUCAGUUUCAUCACCACUGUGGUCUUCCCCUGCCUGGUGAUACUGUGUAAUUCCUGCAUGCUGGGGGUGGUGGUGUUUAAGCUCUGGGGGCUAAGAGAAGGUAACGGAGGUUUUAAAAGCGGCAGUGACUGGAAGAAGACGAGCAAAGAGAAAUGGAGCAGGUUAUGGAAGGACGGCGCCACACUGCUGGGCCUCAGUUGUGUGAUGGGCCUAACUUGGGGCUUAGCCAGCACCACAUACAUUACAUACAUUUCCCUUCCUGGGUUGUAUGUAUUCACAAUAUUGAACUCCCUGCAAGGUGUAUUUAUUUUCCUGUGGUCUGUGGCUUUGACCUGCAAGUCUCGAUCUGACAAUAACUCAUCAGUCAGACACCCUUCCACUCAGAAAAUGAUGACAACAAGUUUCAGUAACUGAAUUUAUAGCAAUGAAAAAUGUAUUAUUGUUACCUAUAUUAGGUCUUCACUGACCUUUCAUUCAUAAGCAGCAACUGUAAGGAACAAUAAUUUAAUUUCCUGAUGCUUUGCUACCUCAUUUUUUCCAAGAGUUAAGUAGGAAACUGGGCAUCAUGAAUAACAUCCUUGUCAAUAAUUUCCAACCUGUACAAUUAUGAUUGAUUUGAGUAAUUUCAGAUAGGCAAAGACUCCCUGAAUAAAUUUAAUAUGUUUACUUUCAUCGACUAAUGAGCAUAAUCAGAAUUUUUCAUGCUGGAUUUGAUAAGAAAGUGUAAAACGAAAUGUAUCUAUCUACACAGUUUACCUACAAUUUACUGGUAAACUCGGUCAUACCAGACAGUGGUAAGUCAAUAUUCAUCCAAGUGCCUUUACAAUAACCACUGGUUUUGUCAACAUACCAGCUAGUAAGUCACUGACCUCAGAAAAUGUAGCUUCUACUGUCCUAAAUGGUCCUGGUCAUUUCUAUCAUGUUCUAGAUUAGAGAAAAGGUUAUAAUGCCAUAUCCACAUGUUUUCAAGUCUCUGUUGCCACAGUUCAACAAGUAGUUCCACACUGUGAAAAAUCUCAAAUGUUGUCUUCGAAGGCCAAAAGUGGCCCCUGAGCUAUAAAGAAUUGUAGAGUAGGAGGCCAAGAAAUAGCCAAGGAUUAUCUAUAAGACCAAUCUGAUGAAUCUGAGCACUUGUUGUAGCAAUAUCUCGGGGCAAAAACUGAACAAAGCUGGUCUCCAUGGACACUAACCAAAGAGGACUCCACUUCCCAAGGACAGUCACACCAAAGUUGGCCAAGCUUUUGCAAAAGCUCACCUGGACAAAAAAUAAAGAUUGUGGUCAGAUGAGACAAAAAACAGAGCUGUUGGAACACAGUGAUGUAGCUUCCGUUUGGCAAAAGGAGACGCAAGAGUUAAGCCCGGUGGUUGGAAUGUAAAUUUUGUUUUUUAGCCAGUGGGCUGGAGCUCCUCAGAGUUCUGUCUCAGGAGUCAGGACCGAUACUGUUCACAUUAUACGUGCUUCCUUUAGGCAGUAUUAUUGAGAAGCACUGUAUUCUGUAAUUUCCAUUGUUAUGCUGAUGACACUCGUUGUUUUUAUCUAGGAAACCAGAUGAAACUAAUCAGCUAGCCAGGCUGCAAGAUUGCCUUAAGGACAUAAAGACCUGGAUGACCUGUACUUUCCCGCUACUAAAUCCAGUCAGGACUGAAGUCACUGUGUUAGGCCCAAACAUCUCAGAAACUCUUGCAGACCCCUGAAGAAGUUUCACCUUCAUCCAAGAGGCUUCUUCAGCCAAGGCAGGAGUGAAUCAGGAUGUAAAUGAUGUUGAAAUUUUCAGGGGAGAGACCUUAUCUCUGAGUUACAGGUUAUUCACAUGAAAUGCUGUAUAAAGCUGUGUACUCAGAUGAAGUUGUUGUUGUGUCAUGUGUAUAUUUCAACAAUGAAAACAAUAAAAACAUUUCUGUUAGAAGCAACAAA
Molecule: messenger RNA, 3470 nt
Organism: Amphiprion ocellaris (clown anemonefish)
Lineage: Eukaryota; Metazoa; Chordata; Actinopteri; Pomacentridae
Gene: adgrg3
Product: adhesion G protein-coupled receptor G3
Exons: 13
Coding region: 278-1969 (563 amino acids)
Biological process (GO): cell surface receptor signaling pathway; adenylate cyclase-activating G protein-coupled receptor signaling pathway
Cellular component (GO): membrane
Molecular function (GO): G protein-coupled receptor activity
Source: RefSeq, a predicted model, not a curated record